Messenger RNA from Amphibalanus amphitrite, 667 nucleotides. RefSeq names its product 60S ribosomal protein L21-like. The record is from RefSeq and is a predicted model, not a curated record. The transcript is spliced from 4 exons. NCBI's taxonomy places the organism in Eukaryota, Metazoa, Arthropoda, Thecostraca, Balanomorpha, Balanidae. Gene Ontology annotation, molecular function: structural constituent of ribosome. Bases 145 to 627 code for a protein of 160 amino acids. Gene Ontology annotation, biological process: translation. Gene Ontology annotation, cellular component: ribosome; cytosolic large ribosomal subunit.
UUGGUGCUUCAGUUUCUUGGAAUUAUGUAAACAAAUUCAAGACAUGGAAUGAAAUUGAAUUAAUACUUCUGAAGCUAUAAUUCUAAAUCUGAAGUAUGCAAUUUGUUGAUAUUUUCAGCAUUGGUAUUCAACAGGUGAGCCACCAUGACGAACCCCAAGGGAUACAGGCGGGGUACCCGCUAUAUGUUUGCCAAGCCCUUCAGGAAACAUGGAGUUGAACACCUUUCCACCUACAUGAAGGUCUACAGGGUCGGUGACAUUGUUGACAUCAAGGGUAAUGGAGCGAUCCACAAGGGUAUGCCACACAAGUGCUACCAUGGCAAGACCGGCCGUGUGUACAACGUGACCCCCCACGCCGUCGGCGUGAUCGUCAACAAGAAGGUGCGCGGCCGCUACAUCGAGAAGCGCAUCAACCUGCGCAUCGAGCACGUCAAGCACAGCAAGUGCCGUGAGGACUUCCUCAACCGUGUGAAGAACAACGCUAAGCUCCGUGCGGAGGCCAAAGUCAACAAGACCAGCGUCAGCCUGAAGCGGCUGCCCAAGCCCCCGCGUGAAGCGCACGUCGUGAAGACGGCCGACACCACCAUCCAGGACGUCCGACCCAAGCCCUACGAGUUCAUCAUCUAAGUGCUGUCACUAUUACACGAAAAUAUACGUCGGUGAGCCA